CGCCGUCCCCUCUCCCUCGCAUUUCUUGGACCGCCGCGCACCUCGCCGGCCCUGACGUCGCCUGCUAAGCUAGAAGGGAUAAAAUUAACCCAAAGAGCCACACGCGCGCAGGAUCCACGCACCAAGCAGCAGCUAGCAGCCAUGCGGCGCAUGUCCCUCCUCCUCCUGGCCGCGGCCGCCGUCCUCGCCGCCGCGGUGGUGGCAGUUCACGCCGGCCCUCCGCCUCCUGUGAAGCUGUCGCCGGACUUCUACAGCCAGACGUGCCCGCGGGCGGAGCGGAUCAUCGCGGAGGUGGUCCAGUCGAAGCAGAUGGCGAACCCGACCACCGCCGCGGGCGUGCUCCGCGUCUUCUUCCACGACUGCUUCGUCAGCGGCUGCGACGCCUCCGUGCUCAUCGCGCCCACGCACUACGCCAAGUCCGAGAAGGACGCGGACAUCAACCACUCCCUCCCCGGCGACGCCUUCGACGCCGUGGUGCGUUCCAAGCUGGCGCUGGAGCUGGAGUGCCCCGGCGUGGUCUCCUGCGCCGACAUUCUCGCCCUGGCCUCCCGCGUCCUGAUCACCAUGACCGGCGGCCCCAGGUACCCGGUCCCGCUGGGCCGCAAGGACUCGCUCUCCUCCAACCCCGCCGCCCCGGACGUGGAGCUCCCGCACUCCAACUUCACCGUCGGCCGCAUCAUCGAGCUCUUCCUCGCCAAGGGGUUCACGGUGCAGGAGAUGGUGGCGCUCUCCGGCGCGCACACGCUCGGCUUCUCCCACUGCCAGGAGUUCGCGUCCAGGAUCUACAACUACCGCGACAAGGGCGGCAAGCCGGCGCCAUUCGACCCCAGCAUGAACCCGACCUACGCCAAGGGCCUCCAGGCGGCGUGCCAGAACUACCAGAAGGACCCAACCAUCGCCGCCUUCAACGACAUCAUGACCCCCGGCAAGUUCGACAACAUGUACUACGUCAACAUCCAGCGCGGCCUCGGCCUGCUCAGCACCGACGAGGACAUGUGGUCCGACAUGCGCACCAAGCCCUUCGUGCAGCGCUACGCCGCCAACAACGCCGACUUCUUCGACGACUUCUCCAAAGCCAUGGAGAAGCUCAGCAUGUACGGCGUCAAGACCGGCGCCGACGGCGAGAUCAGGCGGCGCUGCGACGCAUUCAACAGCGGGCCCAUCACCCAGUGAUCGUGCUAUGAUAUGAAAUGUGUCGCGACGAUCACUGCAUGGUGGCACUGAGAUUCAAGCAACAAAGUUAUAGAGGCUGGGUGAUAUGUCGAGUUUAAUUAAUUCUUGUUCGAUCCAGUAAUCCCUCCCUUUAGUUUGUGUGUGCGGUGACAAGAAAAAACAAUGACAUCUACGCAUUAUUUAUAUUUAUUUUCUUUCUUUUCAUCUAUCAUAUCCUCUAACUCAGGUAUGUCCUAAGUAUAUCCGUUUCAUGAUCUCAUUCCCUACUGUUUCUUUAGGAUAUGUGUAAACUGUAAAGUCACAUUGUUUAAUAUACAAGAAACUCUAGUGUUUGUUUUUCA
This is a messenger RNA of Lolium perenne, 1514 nucleotides long. Its product is annotated as peroxidase 31. Gene Ontology annotation, biological process: hydrogen peroxide catabolic process; response to oxidative stress. Lineage: Eukaryota; Viridiplantae; Streptophyta; Magnoliopsida; Poales; Poaceae. The record is from RefSeq and is a predicted model, not a curated record. Gene Ontology annotation, molecular function: heme binding; peroxidase activity.